Molecule: messenger RNA, 1212 nt
Organism: Endocarpon pusillum Z07020
Lineage: Eukaryota; Fungi; Ascomycota; Eurotiomycetes; Verrucariales; Verrucariaceae
Exons: 2
Coding region: 1-1212 (403 amino acids)
Source: RefSeq, a predicted model, not a curated record
AUGGCUUGCCUUGCCGAUUACCCAGCAUUUUGUCGCCAUGAUCUAGAUAAUGAACUUCACGCACCUCAGGCUCGACUUAUCAGUGGAGACUACGCUCUCGUUCCCGUCAAACGAACGCAUCGAUCGUGUUCGGACCGCCCUCUCGCUCACUAUAUUAAUGACGACAAUGCUCUUGAUAUACGCUACCCCUUUCGGCAUCGAUCCAUCCUCGGUGGGGCCUCGGACGAUGCUAUCAUCGACAGACACGGGCCAUUCCUCUCCUCUUCAUACAGCCCUCGAUAUAGGAGUCUACCACACCUGUGUGAUGAUGCAGAUCAUCUCGAAUUGCCCGACCCGAAUUGGCGGCUCCCUUACACUUAUCCACUCCAAGGUAUGGAACCUGGAGGUGUGAGGUGGAGCCCCGAGCAGAUUCAUGCGUAUAACCGGGACGUCCUUCGACAUAACAAUCAAAUCGCGCGAAGAAGAAAUGCUGGCCUAGCGGGCGAGUGCAUGAUGUUGCUCCCAAUGAUGGACUCACUUGGCCGGUUUCCUCCGGGUUUUGAUAGGCCGUUGAGGCUACAAGAAUUUUUCAAUAUGGACGAACCCCUCAUCGACAGCCACCGUCAGCACUACGGCCUUCCCCACCCAGAAAACCUAGAACGUCUCCUGCUCAUCAACUCGGCCGAACGCCAGCUGCUACGCGGGCUCAAGCAGAUCCAGCUCCUCGAACUCUACGGCGCCAGACUCCUGGCCGAACAAUAUGCCGUCCAACUGCUCCAUAUCCAAGAUUUAUUCCCAGGCCUCGGCGCCCCAAGAAGUCUCGGCUACGGCUUGGGACCGGAAUUCGAAGAAACCUAUCUGUCUCCAUGGAGACGCGAACAUGGCGGGUUGGCACCGCUGGAGAUGCUGGGCUACGGGAGUGGGCUUGUGAAUUGGAACCCGGAUGUGCUGGGCCAGAUGAGGGCUGGACGAGGUCUAGGCCCUGAGGGCGUGAGUCCUUGGGGCAGGGCGGGGAUGCAUCCCGGCAUGGGCAUGGGCAUGAGUCGAGGGUACGGGUUUCCUGGUGGUUGGCCUAGUCUCCCAUAUGCUGGUGCUGGUGCUGGUGGGGCUUCGCCGGGAUACGAUCCGAGGAGAAUGGGUAUGAGUGGUGAGCGCAACGGUCUCUCUCCCUUUCUCGAGCGUAUCGCUUGUGAUGGUGGUGGCAGGGCGGGGAGGAAUGGUAGCUUUAAUUGA